ACUCUCACUCUCUCUCUUCUCCUCCUCCUCCUCUCGACUCUCUCUGUUAGUCUUGUCCUGUGGGCACUUAGAUGGAGCAGCAGCGUUUCUCCUCUUUGGGAGGAGAAGGGGGUUAGAGGAGGAUAAAUCAGAGUUGGAGUCCGGAUUGCUCAGAGGCAACCACAAGUGAAAGAAGCUCCAUAAGGUGGUGACUGGCGGCGGUGAAAGGGCGUGGUUCCUGAGCGGCGCAGUCAUGGGCAGGCCGGAGGGGUGUGCCAGGCUACCUCUGGUGCCAGCUGUGGCGUUUUCCGUCUUGGCCCUCUUUCUCCUCUUCCCUGAGGUUUCUGGCCUCCCUCAACCCUUGCCCAGAGUCUUCCUUUCAUUUGAAGACUUGCAGGCCUACGAGUCUUUUGAAUACUUCAGUCUGUCAGACAAGGCCAUGGACUACAGGAUACUGCAGAUGGAUGAAGACCAGGACAGGAUGUAUGUGGGCUGUAAGGACCAUGUCCUGUCCAUGGACAUUAAUAACAUCACCCAUGGCACACUUAAGGUGUUUUGGCCUGCGUCCACCAGCAAGAUAGAAGAAUGUGAAAUGGCAGGCAAAGACCCCACGCACGGUUGUGGGAACUUCAUCCGCGUGGUGCAGCCGUAUAACAGAACACAUCUGUUUAUGUGUGGCAGCGGCGCGUACAGUCCCGUCUGUGUGUACGUCAACAGGGGACGCAGACCAGAGGAACAAGUAUUUUACAUCGACUCCAAGACUGAAUCUGGUAAAGGGCGAUGCUCCUUCAAUCCACAAGUGAACACGGUCUCUGUCAUGCUCAACCAGGAGCUGUUCUCUGGCAUGUACAUCGACUUCAUGGGGACAGAUGCUGCCAUCUUCAGGAGUCUGACCAAACGAAACGCAGUGCGGACGGACCAGCACAACUCCAAAUGGCUGAGCGAGCCUAUCUUUAUUGAUGCCCACCUGAUACCAGAUGGAACCGACCCCAACGAUGCAAAACUGUAUUUUUUCUUCCGCGAGAGGUUGACAGACAACAGUGGAAAUACAAAAAACAUACACACCAUGGUGGCCAGAGUGUGUCCAAAUGACGUCGGUGGUCAGAGGAGUCUGGUGAACAAGUGGACCACCUUCCUCAAAGCCAGAAUGGUGUGUUCAGUUCUGGAGGACGACGGCACUGAAACUCACUUUGAUGAACUCGAAAGCGUGUUUUUGAUGGAAACCGAUCUACCCAAGGACCUGUUGAUGUUUGCAGUUUUCACAUCCACUAGCUCUGUUUUUAAAGGCUCGGCGGUGUGCAUGUACAACAUGGCCGACAUCCUCACUGUCUUCAACGGGCCCUUUGCUCACAGAGAGGGGCCCAACUUUCAGUGGAUGGCAUUCCAAGGUCGCAUUCCUUUUCCAAGACCCGGAACUUGUCCUGGAGGAGCGUUUACACCGGACAUCCAGACAACAAAGGAGUUCCCAGAUGAUGUGGUGACCUUUGUGCGGAACCAUCCCAUCAUGUUUAACGCAAUCUAUCCGGUGGGUAGGCGACCUCUGGUGGUUCGUACAAACGCUGACUACAAAUACACAACCGUAGCUGUGGACCAUGUCGUGGCUGCUGAUGGAAACUACCAAGUUCUCUUCCUGGGCACAGACAAAGGUACCGUACAGAAGGUGAUUGUGCUGCCAACCAACCAGUCCUUACAUGAAGAUCUGAUUCUGGAGGAGCUGGAAGUGUUUAAGAACAAAGCUCGUGUUACAAACCUGAGAAUAUCCCCCAAAAAACAACAGCUGUACGUCAGCUCAGAGUUUGGUGUGUCGCAGGUCUCCUUGCACCGAUGCCACGCUUACGGCUCGGCGUGCGCGGACUGCUGCCUGGCCAGAGAUCCUUACUGUGCCUGGGACGGCCUCAGCUGCUCCCGCUUCUAUCCCACCGGAAAACGGAGAAGCAGGAGGCAGGACAUUAUCCACGGAAACCCACUCACACAGUGCAGGGGCUUCAAUCUAAAAGCUUACAGGAACGCCGUGGAGAUGACGCAGUACGGCGUGAAAAACAACACCACUUUCCUGGAGUGCACGCCAAAGGCUCCUCAGGCGUCAACCCGCUGGGUCAUUCAGAGGGACAAUGACAGGAGGAAAGAGGUGAAGCUGACUGACCGCGUCCUUUCCACCAGGCACGGCCUCCUCAUCCGCUCCGCCCAGCUGUCUGACCAGGGCCUCUACUACUGCCUGACCACCGAGAACAGUUUCAAACGCACCGUGGCCAAGAUCCGCCUGCGCGUGUUGAGCGAGGCCAUGGUGAGCAUGCUGACUGACAAGCAGCAGUCGCCCUGGGCGUGGACUAGCACGUUGCACCCGAAGGCCCUGCUGGCCACCUUCAGUCCGGCAGAGAGCCUGGCUGUGCAGCAGUACUGCAAAGAGAGGAAGGAGCGCCAGAGCCUCCAGCAGAGGCAACAACAGCAACAACCCCAACAGCCUGGUCCGCUCAGGGGCGACCUGGCCAAACUGAAGCCGCUGCUGGACCACAGGAAGAGCCGCAACCGCCGCAAUCACUUCCCAGAGGCCUGACAUGCUCAGAUGCCCCUUUGUUCCAGUGACCUCACUAAAAGAUCCAAUCCCUAGUUUUUCCAGCUCUCAUCUCAAACUGUGGAGAAACACUGUGGAUUUACAUGGAAACAAAUGGAGGGAGCGUGGAGGUUGAGCGACGAUAACUCAUGACAUACUGUCACCACAUGGUCGUGACACACAGAUACACACACAGAAGCCAUUAAUUUGCUGCCGCACAAACUGGAGUGGCGUCCUCGCCAGCACCACUUCAGCUGUUUCUGGAAAUCCCUUCUGACACGCAUCUUUGAUCAUAUUUGAGACGCAAGACGGAGAACUGACCCGGCCGGAUGUGCACUCGAUGUGUUUUGAAAAAAGGUGGUUUAACUUUCCACGAGUGCACUCAGACAGUCUGUGAUGAUGUGCAUACGGUUGCCGGAGCGAUGCUGAGCUGCUUUGAUUGGCAACUGUUCAAACAAAGAAAAGGAGGAAGACGAUGUGAAUAUUCUACAUUAAUAUACAUGAAUAACUCCUUUGGUUCGAGGGCAGACAGAAAGAGAAAUUUCAGCCAAACCGCUUCAAUGGUUGGGUUCUUCUUCUUUUGUUUUUUGUUAACUGUCACACAGGCUUUGCACUCCAUCACCACCUACUGUUCUGGUGCUGAAGUGCAGUCGUGAAAGAACUGCGGAACGAUGCAACAAAUCAGUGGCAAAUAAAAUCCAGACCUUAUGCUAGAAAAACAGCAGUCAAAAGGGAGUCAUGUGCAUGUACUAUGCUAACCAUAACGCACUUCUCACAGGUGAAACCAACAUUUAAAUAUAAGUCUUUUUGUUGACUGAAAGCUGGUUCCCUGUCUACUCAGGCGUCCCAAACCCAGAUUGUAAUAUUAUAUUACAGUGCCAUAAACCCAUAAACUAAAUUAUCUCCAUCUGGACAUCAAACCAUUGUCAUAAAAUACACUGCAGACGUCGUAUGUGAUCUCUACGCAUAUCUGACACUUCACUUGAACCUUAAUUUAGCUUUUUCGGUGUAUUUUCGCAGUUAUUGUUGCCACUAUAGAAGAAGGCGUGCAACUACGGCACUCAUUUCGUUAGAGGGCGCACCUCCGCUGUUCAUCUGUUAAAUAUAUUAAAAAUUACGUUUUGGCAUAAUCCUCAAAAGGCAAAAUCUAUUUUAAAAUAUACUGGCUCCACCCCUUUAUUGGGAUCUGCCCCCAGUACUUAAUAGAUUUGAAUCUAGAAUUAGCAUUUUUACAAGGUUUCAUGAAAAUCAGAUGUUGUAUG
Thalassophryne amazonica is the source of this 3792-nucleotide messenger RNA. RefSeq names its product sema domain, immunoglobulin domain (Ig), short basic domain, secreted, (semaphorin) 3C (gene sema3c). The transcript has 18 exons. Bases 233 to 2533 code for a protein of 766 amino acids. Gene Ontology annotation, biological process: negative regulation of axon extension involved in axon guidance; neural crest cell migration; semaphorin-plexin signaling pathway. The record is from RefSeq and is a predicted model, not a curated record. Gene Ontology annotation, molecular function: semaphorin receptor binding; chemorepellent activity. Lineage: Eukaryota; Metazoa; Chordata; Actinopteri; Batrachoidiformes; Batrachoididae.